This is a messenger RNA of Trichomonas vaginalis G3, 1020 nucleotides long. Its product is annotated as protein serine/threonine kinase protein. Bases 1 to 1020 code for a protein of 339 amino acids. Gene Ontology annotation, biological process: protein phosphorylation. The record is from RefSeq and is a predicted model, not a curated record. Lineage: Eukaryota; Parabasalia; Trichomonadida; Trichomonadidae. The transcript has a single exon. Gene Ontology annotation, molecular function: ATP binding; protein kinase activity.
AUGAUUAGCCCUCUUCCUUGCUCAAUCCACAAAUAUGGAUUCAAAAAGCUGAUAGGAAAAGGAGGGUUCUCAUUUGUGUAUCUUGUCGAAAGUGAAGAUGACCAUAAGAAAUAUUGCGCCAAAGUCACUCCAUUAAACAACGAUAUUAUACUUGGUGUGAAAAUCGAUCCAUUAGAAGCUGAAAUAAAGGCACUAAUGAGUCUUUCUCAUCAAAACAUUAUUAGACUGUAUGAUCAUUUUACUGAGAAUAAUUGUUUUUUUAUAAUAUUAGAGUAUUGCCAACUUGGAUCAAUGCAGGAUACUCUAAAUAAAAAGGGUUUGCCAAAAGAGCAAUUUAUUAACUAUGCAAGGCAGAUUGUAUCAGCCCUCACAUUUGUACAUUCUAAAAAUAUUGCUCAUCGAGAUAUCAAACCGGGUAAUAUUCUUAUAGAUAGUUUAGGACAUAUCAAAUUAUCAGAUUUUGGUAUAUCGAUAACCAACGCAAAUAAUAUGAUUGAACCAUUUUCAGGAUCUUUAUUAUACAUGCCUCCAGAAAUUAUAUUAAAGAAGCCGCAUAAUCCAAUGCAAGCUGAUAUUUGGUCUCUUGGAGUGUUAUUUGCAUACAUGAUUAAUGGAAGAGCUCCAUGGCAAUGCGAUAACGUCAAUUCACUGAGAACAUGUAUAAUAGCAGGUGAUUUCAAGUUAAGAGCUAAUACACCACCUGAGAUUAUAGAUUUAAUAUCAAAAAUGAUGAGAAUUGAUCCGAAUGAGAGGCCAAGUGUAGCAGAGAUACUCAAUUAUAAACUCUUUGAGAAAGACCCGUUAGAUGGAAUGCUUUCUGAUAAUGAGGAAGUUCCUCAAGAUGUUCUUUCCCCCAAAGGUAGAUCUUUAAGAUCUAUACAAAGAAACAAAUCUACAUAUCAUCCACACUCUAUUACCAUAGGAAUAUUCAAAAUGAAUAUGAUGCUAGGAAACAACAGAUUACCCAGAAUUAAACCAAGAUUCCAUCACCCUUUUAGAGAGAAGUUUGCAACUCAUUGA